Molecule: messenger RNA, 873 nt
Organism: Trichomonas vaginalis G3
Lineage: Eukaryota; Parabasalia; Trichomonadida; Trichomonadidae
Product: RNA-binding domain, RBD family-containing protein
Exons: 1
Coding region: 1-873 (290 amino acids)
Molecular function (GO): RNA binding
Source: RefSeq, a predicted model, not a curated record
AUGGGCUCUUUAUACGUUUCAAAUCUUCCUCAAGCAUUUGAUGAAAAUGAAUUUAGGCAAUUAUUCGUACAUUUUGGAGAUGUCGAAAGAAUUGAUAUUCCAGAUCGCCACGGCGCUACGAACUUAAUUGCGUAUGUCCAUUUUCAGGAUCCUAACUCAUGCAAUACAGCGAUUGCUGCAUUGAAUGGCAAAUCAUUUGGCGGAAAGAAAUUGAAAAUUGAAAUUUCUAACAAACAAAAAAGAAUGCAUCAGCCAAUUCAAAGGAAUAUGCUUCCUACUCCAGAGCCUGCACCAUACAAUAUUCGUCCAAGACCACCUUCUUCUCAUUAUAAUAAGGGUAGUUUACUUCCAUUCCAAGAUGCAGAAAAAUACGUUUCACUUUCAUGCAAAAUGCUUCCAGUGCAUAAUGGAAUAAUAGAUGGCCCAAAUCCACAGAUGCCAUUAAGCGUCUCUGUUACUUCAUUUGAAAGAGAGGGAAAUACAUAUUCACUUGCUACUCCUAUUUUAGUUAAUAAGCAGCCAACAGACGCAUUAGUAUUUUUACUUCCACUUCCAAAGAAGGGUGAAGUUCCAGAAUUUCAACAGAACUAUAUGGGAAUGCCUCCACAAUAUCCACCACCAAAUCCAGGCUAUCCACCUCAUCCGCAAGGUCCUCCAAGUCAAUAUCCUUAUCCAAAUAAUACAUACCAGCCACCAUAUCCUCCAUAUGGCGCUCCUCCAUAUCCAAAUAAUGGAGUUCCUCUUCCACCAGCUGAUGGAAUGCCUCCAAUGGGAUAUGCACCACCUCCACCACCUCCAGUUGCAGGUAUGCCAUACGGAGGCCCACAUGAUCGCUCUCCUCCUCCAAUGGGCGAAAUGGAUCCUCUCAUGUGA